Molecule: messenger RNA, 1997 nt
Organism: Uloborus diversus
Lineage: Eukaryota; Metazoa; Arthropoda; Arachnida; Araneae; Uloboridae
Product: proton channel OtopLc-like
Exons: 6
Coding region: 87-1730 (547 amino acids)
Biological process (GO): proton transmembrane transport
Cellular component (GO): membrane
Molecular function (GO): proton channel activity
Source: RefSeq, a predicted model, not a curated record
CGUCUUCAACCAAGGAUCUGAGUGCGCUCCGGAGCCCUGCGCCAAAUCUGGACGACAGUCUCUACGGGAUUGAGUCUACAGUAGGCAUGACUGAGCAAGAACGGAGUAACAGAUUGAGGCACAAUCUCACUGUUAUUUACAGUUGCAUUUACGCCAUUUUCUUAGCAGUUAUGGGUGGCAUCAUAUACGUCAAUCACCAAAGUCGAGAAUACAAAUAUAUUAGUGAGCUAUUUAGCAUCUGUAUUUCACUGAUGGGAAUCGGCUGGUUGCUGUUCUUCCACAUCGACCUGUUCAUUUACAAGCGCAAGAUACUGCGUCGACUCUUGGGCACCUCGCUGCAGGCGGAUAACAUCAGCACCUGCACCGACUUCAACUUCGCCAUCAGUUUUCUCGGGAAUGAGGCCCCGCCCUACAGGUUCCUCACUGGAAGACACAGCGGAAGCUUCUACCUCAAGGCUGGACUGGCAGCUUUCUGCUUCGGUCACCUCAUCAACGAAGGACUACAGCUGGCGCAGCAAGUUCUCAACUACCUCCACGAAGAAAGACGGGACCAAGGAUGUGCAGAGCUCUCCUCACUUAUAAUUCACACGCUGAAACCGCUUUACUCUUUCUACCAGCUUUUCAUGGUCUUCAAGUACUCGAAUGUCAUAAUCUACCGAUAUAAAGAGCUGGCUCGAUUUGGUGUGAUGCAUAUCAUGGCAACAUGCAUCUGCUUUUGGUUCGGAACGAUUGUGGAAGAUGCGCUGGAAGACUACCAGCAUAGGCUGGCAAAAAUGAACGAAGAGAAAAACAAUACAGAUGAACUAUCAUGUUAUCAUAUGCCCAACUCGACGGAAUGCUUGUGUGUAUCGAGCGAAAUACUGUCAUUCAACAACAUUCAAGCAAUCCCUUACUUGUAUCCAUUCACCAUCGAAUUUAAUCUUCUGCUUGCCGGAGUAUGGUUCAUCGUCUGGCACAACAUAGGACAGGAUCACCAGAGAGCGAACCCGCACCACUUCAACCACAAAAUCGACCGAACGGACGGCACCGAGGAAGUUAUCUAUCAAAGCAACCUGGUCAUCAGCGCAGACUGCCACGCCUCCAACAAAGGACUGUUCGCCGGUUUGUUUAUGUUGAUGACGUCAAUCAUUUCCAUCAUAGUCUUCUUCGUCGCCAUGAGCAGCAAAGAGUACCACGCACUUGGAGUGUCGAUCCACCAUUUUCAAGACGGAACAUUAACCAUCGUCACGCUCGGCGGCGUGAUUCUGGCUUACAAGCAAUUAUCCAAACUGGACUUCAACUACCAUCCUAUUACGUUUUUAGACGACGUUCUGUUAUUCAUUCCCUUGCCCUUCUUUUUCGUGCAAGCUCUUCUCACAAUCAUGAGCGAAUUUCACAAUCAGAACCUCUUGAGGUCCAUCAUGUGGGUGCUCGUGCCGCUCCAAGUUCUUCUGCAGACGCCGUUCAUCAUCGACGGCCUCAGGAGGUGCAGCAACACUCAGUCUCUGAGGUACAAGAAGCCCGGAAGAGAAAUAGUCACUUUCCUCAUAGUUUGCAACCUCACCAUGUGGAUCAUCAACACGUUUGAAGCGAAAAGUGUCGAGUCACAGUACGGACAGAAAGCUUACUUCGGAGAGUUUUUGUGGAUGUUCAUCAGCCACACCACUCUGCCGCUCAUGCUGUUUUACAGAUUUCAUUCGUCAGUUUGCCUCGCAGACAUAUGGAAAUCUGCUUAUGAGAAAGGAGAAUGAGCAAUAUGCUAUUUCUCCUUCAUGCGUCGUAGUUUCCCAUUCAACAUGAAUUGAACUGUCGGGAAACAAUAUUUUCUUAAAGACACUAGUCCCACCAAUUGGAAAAGAACAAAAACAAAAGUCAUUUUUCUAAAAUCAUUACUGUUAUGGUCUCACUAUAUAUGUUCGAUGUGUGUGUAUCAGAGAAGACGGUACUAAGCCAUUGGUUCUCAACCAGGAAUACGCGAAAAACUGUUAGAGAUUCGCUGUAAACUACCGAAAAAUAAA